Beauveria bassiana ARSEF 2860 is the source of this 1836-nucleotide messenger RNA. Its product is annotated as phosphoribosylaminoimidazole carboxylase. The coding region runs from base 1 to 1836 and encodes 611 amino acids. The record is from RefSeq and is a predicted model, not a curated record. Gene Ontology annotation, molecular function: metal ion binding; ATP binding; phosphoribosylaminoimidazole carboxylase activity. Gene Ontology annotation, biological process: 'de novo' IMP biosynthetic process. NCBI's taxonomy places the organism in Eukaryota, Fungi, Ascomycota, Sordariomycetes, Hypocreales, Cordycipitaceae. The transcript has a single exon.
AUGGGGAAACAUCCAGUCAUUGGCCUCCUCGGCGGCGGUCAGCUCGGCCGCAUGCUCCAGGAAGCCGCCUCGCCUCUCAACAUCGAGCUGGCCAUUCUCGACGCCGCCGGCUCGCCCGCCAAGCAAAUAUGCGAAAAUACCAAGCACGUGUCGGGCUCCUUCAACGAUCCGGCCAAGAUCCGCGAGCUCGCUGCGCGCGUUGACGUGCUCACCGUCGAGAUUGAGCACGUCGACGCCGACGUGCUCGAGGAGAUUGCCACCAAGGGCGUCUCGACGGGCGCUGGCCCCCUGAAAAAGGUGCCCUGCCAUCCAUCGUGGGAGACGAUUCGCCUGAUUCAGGACAAGUACCUGCAAAAAGAACACUUUUUGCGCGGGGGUAUUCCCGUCGCGCCGCAGACGGCCGUCGGCACGCUCACGGUCGAGGCGCUGCAGGCCGUCGGGGACGAGCAUGGCUUCCCGUUUAUGCUCAAGGCGCGCAAGGGCUCGUACGACGGCCGAGGCAACUUUCAGGUGCGCGGGCCACACGACUUUGACGAGGCCAUCCGCUCCAUGGGCAAGCUGUCACUAUACGCGGAAAGGUUCCAGCCAUUCGCCAAGGAGCUGUCCGUCAUGGUGGUGAGAACCGAAGACGAUGACGGCAAACUACGAGACGUAUACCCAUACCCCGCCGUCGAGACGGUACAUGAGGACAGCAUCUGCACAAAGGUCUAUCUGCCGCCACGCGGGGUGCCGGCCGAGGCGUGCGAGGAGGCGCGCAAGGUCGCGAGCAAUGUCAUUCGCACGCUCAAGGGCCGUGGUGUUUACGCAGUGGAAAUGUUCUUGCUCAAAGACGGCGGUAUCGUGGUCAAUGAAGUCGCCCCCAGACCGCACAACUCGGGCCACCUCUUCACCGAGGCCAUCCCCUACAUGUCGCAGUUUAAGGCGCAGCUAUGCGCUAUUCUCGACAUUUUCCCCAGCGACGGCAAGGUGACGCUACAGCCGCGCGUUAAGUCGGCCAUUAUGCUCAACAUUCUAGGUGGCGCAACCGAAGAUUCACACGAGAAGCUAGUAGAAACGGCCAGCCGUAGCUACGAUAAUGAUAUGGACGUCUACAUCCACCUGUAUGGUAAAGCAUCGAAGCCCGGCCGCAAAAUUGGCCACAUUACCGUGACGUCGCCGUCAAGCCAGAUCACCAGCCUGGAGCAGCUGGCUAGCUCUCUGACCCAGGAGGUGGACAGCAUCCGCGAGGGCCGCAUCGCGAGCGCGGCCGUGCAGCUGCGCCCCUCGGACGCCGCGCCUGCUCCCGCCAAGCCCAUGUCGUCGCGCAACCGCAGCAAGCCCCUCGUAGUCGUCACGAUGGGGUCAGACUCGGACCUCCCCGUGCUCAAGGGCGCGUUCGAGGUGCUAGAGAAGUUUGGGGUGCCGUACGACUACACCAUCACGUCGGCGCACCGGACGCCGCAGCGCAUGGUCGAGCUAGGCCGGGCGGCGGCGUCGCGCGGCGUGCGGGUGCUGAUUGCGGCGGCCGGCGGCGCCGCGCACCUCCCCGGCAUGCUGGCGUCGGAGACGGUGCUCCCGGUCAUUGGCGUGCCGGUCCGGGCGACGCACCUCGACGGGCAGGACUCGCUGCUCAGCAUCGUGCAGAUGCCCCGCGGCUGUCCCGUGGCGACGGUGGGCAUUAAUAAUUCGACCAACGCGGGCCUGCUGGCCGUCAAGAUUCUCGGCAGCGGCGGCGGCGGUGGCGACGCCGGCUAUAGUGCGGCAAUGGAAAAGUACAUGAAGAACAUGAGCGACGAGGUGGAGGCCAAGGCGGGCAAGCUGGAGGAGUUGGGCUGGGAAGCGUAUCUGGAGAAAUGA